Messenger RNA from Alternaria ethzedia, 1782 nucleotides. RefSeq lists its product as uncharacterized. NCBI's taxonomy places the organism in Eukaryota, Fungi, Ascomycota, Dothideomycetes, Pleosporales, Pleosporaceae. The record is from RefSeq and is a predicted model, not a curated record. Bases 1 to 1782 code for a protein of 593 amino acids. The transcript has a single exon.
AUGGGCAACCUCUUUACCGAUAAGAUGUCGUCUUCAGAAAAGCGCGACAUCCAAAGAAGGCUCGAGCGCGGCAGCAUGCCUCCGCGCAUACCCACUGGCUUUCCAGGAGUCAAUACUGAAGGAUACCUACACCACGGAACACCACAAUCAUCGCAAUCCCGUAGCAGUGUCCCGACCAGUCCAAGAAGCCAGAAGCCUAGGAACGUCGACCGCAUUUUCGAUGGAAGCGACCAUAUCAGCGAUACGGGUCGGAAGUUUCGCCGUCGACCAAGCAUCGAGGCACGCACAAGGAAGAGCGAUUAUCAUACGCUGCUUGAAGGCGGGAGCCUGUGGAGUGACGAUGAUGUCAUCGAUGAUGUUGACACGGACGUGCAAGGACCAGUGCAGUUAGAACCUGUGAAAGAGGAGUCAUCCAACACACCCCGAGUACAGUUGGCACCGCGAAUACCAAACAAAGCUGUAGAUGCACCGAGACAGUCAAUGAUCAGCGUGCUAUAUGGCCGUCAGAACCCGGAUUCUUGGUACUUGACACGGCGCUUAGCCCGGUUGUCCGCUGUCAACGUUGAUACCGAAUUCGAUUCGACCACUCUGCUCAGACGCCGUAACAUCGACGCUGACGCGGCAGAACUGCAUCAAAUAUGGCGACGCACUGGCGUUAUUCCAACCCGCUACCGCGACGUCAACUUCGACCCCGACGGUAUCAACCCGCAGCAUACAUGGAUCGCAUGCUGGCCGCUGAUCAACGCAGCGAUACACGGCUACGUGAUAGAUGAUGUCGAAUUCGUUGACCGCGUCAUGGACCUGCUCGAAGAGAAGAUACUGAAGGGCGUACGACCAGAUAUCGAUACCAUCUCGCACAUAUUUGGUGAGAAAAGACACAACAUGCCGAAAGCUCUAGGCCGCUUUUUAGUCGAUCGAUGGGUUGACACUGCUGCUGAAGCGUCUGGCGACGUCAACCCGUCAGACUUGCCGCAGCCUUUUGUUUGUUCAGCGCUCGUAACGGCUAUGCGACGCCUCUCGGAUGAUGAACGGUCUUCGUCGCUGGCGGGCUGUCAGUACCAUACGCAUGCCAAGCCCGAAGAGUGCUACAAAAGGAGGAUCGUGCCGGAGGAAGCAAAAAGACAGCAACGUUACCAGUGCCGUCGUGACAAGGCAACUCGAGAGGCUGAGCAGGUCGCUGCAGAUUCAAUUGAAUGUGGCAUUUUGGUGGUUGACUGGGAGGGGCGAAGACUUGAGCAACACAGGAGGCUGCGCGAAGAAAGUGAUGCUUCUUUGCCUGCUUUCGAUGACCGGAUCGGAACUGCAGACCAAAUGCACAAGGCAGAUCCUUCCGACGGACUUGAUGUACUAGACGAUACAGACGCGAAUGACGACCUCAACGCCAAAUCCUCGUCGUCAUCCAUGUUCGGGACUGCGCAAGCUGAUAGGUCCGUUGAUGAGGUGAAGUUUGCGCCACCAACACGAGAGCCACCGCCGAAGCCACCAUCGCCAAGCGCACGCGUCGGACGCAAUGACAGCGCUGUCGAAGGCGACCAGACCUAUGGGGCUCUUUUGAGAAAUCAGCAAAUUCAAUUCUCGUUGUUUGACGGCGCGAUGCAGGCUGUGAAGAUCGAAGGGAAUAGUGAGUCAAUCGCGUUGGGCGCACCUGCCAUGCCGCGAGACUCAGACGCGAACGCACGGACCGUCUCAGGGGAGAGUCUCCGCCGAAGAGAGCGCAGAACAUGCCCCGGAUCAAUUCCGGAGUCGAGAUCUGGGAGUCUGAAUAAGGCUGAUACUGCGUAG